UUCAAGAUAAUACAACUUACAAGUUGUCAGUUUACAAAAUAAAUAUCAAACAGAACUUUUCAAAUAGUGCCAAAAUAUCUUAGGUUAUAAUAGAUUGUAUUACUGCUUUUUUAAUGUAAAUGUUUAUUUGCAAUUAAUAAAUGGCUGAAGAAAUUGACUUUAACGAUGCCCUCGACAGUAUAGUGUUAAGUGAAAAUUCUUUAUGCAAGGAAAGUUACGACGAAGGUUACAAAAGUGGUUAUGAGGCUGGAAAUCCUGAAGGUUAUCAUUUAGGCUACCACAGAGGUGCUGAAUUGGGCAGAGAAUUAGGAUACUACUUUGGCGUUGUUACGAACCACAUAGAAAACAAAGAAUCUUUAUUUAUCUCCGAGAAAGUUUUGAAACAGUUGGAAAAAGUUCGAGAUCUGAUAAACUUAUUUCCUCAGACAAAUUCAGAAGAUCAUGAUAUUCUAAAUUUGGCGGAGAACAUACGAGCGCAGUAUAAGAGAGCUUGUGCCUUAUUAAGGAUUCCAUCCAGUAAUCCCUAUGACACUGAAGUUUCUUUUUAAUAGGAUAA
Molecule: messenger RNA, 556 nt
Organism: Danaus plexippus (monarch butterfly)
Lineage: Eukaryota; Metazoa; Arthropoda; Insecta; Lepidoptera; Nymphalidae
Product: protein LTO1 homolog
Exons: 2
Coding region: 141-548 (135 amino acids)
Source: RefSeq, a predicted model, not a curated record